Anisakis simplex (herring worm) is the source of this 2712-nucleotide messenger RNA. NCBI's taxonomy places the organism in Eukaryota, Metazoa, Nematoda, Chromadorea, Rhabditida, Anisakidae. The record is from the annotation of a GenBank genome assembly.
AUGAAAAAGGAACGAGAAUCCUUAUCGCAAACGAAUGCAAAACAAACAAAUAGCAGUGAUGGCACAGAUGGAGGAAGUAACAAUGGUAAAUUGAAGAAAUCGAAAACGUCUGAUAGCCAUAAUAGCGUUGGAAAAGGGAUUAUUGAAAGUGCUAAUCGUCAGCAAGAAGGGAUAGGGACUGAGUUGGGAUCAAAACGGAUUAGUACUAAUACGAUGGAUGUGUGUAGCAGUAGCAACACGACUAAUAAGAAGAUAAAUCGGGUCCCACCUCCAGCAACUGCUCAACAGCUUCAACAGUUGCAAAUGCCCCAAAUCCCUCCUCCGAAGAAUGCGAUGAAGUUGCCACCACCCUCAAAUAACAAUAGUGCAGCAAUGUUACCGUUAGGAUCGCCGAGUGUUGGCAGUGAGAGUGCAUACGAUGACGAUGAUAUGGAACGUGAACAGGAAGAGGUAUUGGGAAGUGAUGACGAGGAGCAAGAAGAUCCAAAGGAUUAUCGAAAGGGUGGUUAUCAUCCAGUCGCAAUUGGAGAUGUCUUCAAUGGACGACGAUUGAAAAUGUGUGUGUUAUUAUUAGCCGUGCGCAGUGCGGACGAGGAGGAUUCAUUCCGCGAGCGUGUUGUGCAAUUACUUGAUGAAUUUUCGGUGACUGGUGUGAAUGGGACGCAUAUUUGUAUGGUUUUUGAGGUGCUGGGAUGUAAUUUAUUGAAAAUGAUAAUUCGAAGUAAUUAUCAAGGUCUCCCGCUGGAGCAUGUUCGAACGAUAACAAAGCAGGUGCUUGAAGGAUUACAGUAUUUGCAUGAAAAGGCGCAUAUUAUUCAUACGGAUAUUAAACCUGAGAACGUUCUUGUCACGUUAUCGCAUGAACAAGUGAAACAGGCUCAGUUAUAUGGAAAGCGUAUUUUGCAGAUAGCCGCAGAAGCGAUGAUAGCGGGUAAAAUGGGCUUUAAAAUGUCCGGUAGUGCUGUGAGCACAGCACCGUCACAUAUCGUCAAAAAGGUGGAAGAGGCGAUGUCAAAGAAUAAAAAGAAGAAAUUGAAGAAGAAACGAAAGAAGCAACGAGAAUUGUUGGAGCAACAAUUGAGUGAGAUGGAGGGUUUAGCGGUUGAUGUGCAGUCGUUGAAUGGCGUUUUAUCAUCACCAACAUCGAUUAAUUCAUUUCCAGGAGAUCGAUACAGGCAGUCAGGAGCAACUCAGCAGCAAUUGCUAGCAUCGAACAGAUAUUCGGUACCGCAGUUGAUGAGUAAUGCAGGUACGAACGGCACGAUGAGUGCGCGUUUGAAUGGGGCCGAGUUCGAUUUUGAGCAGGACGCUGAGGGCACAAUGGGAAGUGGUAGUGGUGGUGCAAGUAAAACGUUGAUGCGCACACAGAGUGCGAGAACGGCGAAUGCUGCUGACACGAAUAAUAUUGUCACUUCGGAGAUUACGGCUGAUUUGAAAGCCAAUUUCAGCAAUGAGAAACAGCAACAACAACAGCAGCAGCAGCAUUCUCUUUGUAAUCCAACAUAUAACACGGUUGAGGAUCAAACGGUACAAAUGGAUGAUGACUUGAGACCGACAGCGGCAAAACUUAAAGAAUUGGGUCUUGAGGGAUCAAAAUCGGACGGAAAGCAGAAAAUGAACGAUGGAGAGCAAAUCGAAAGGCUGUCUAUAUCACCACUAAGCGAGAACGACAACCUACAAAAUGCUGCAAGUAGCGAUAUUGAUGAGAUGGGAAGGCCGCGUUUUCUUCCUCGAAUCGAGUCAGAAACACGUUCAGAUGAUGAACAGGAGCAGUUUGACGAUAUGAACGCUACAGGUGGUGGGGUUAAGUUCUCAAUAGACAACAAUUCUUCGUAUCAAGGCAGUGGUCCGAACCUACCUUUUAAACGAAUUGAACCGGAUUACUUGAAUCCUGAUACCAUAAUCAACGUGAAAAUUGCUGAUUUGGGAAAUGCUUGCUGGACGCAUCAUCACUUCACAGAAGAUAUUCAAACACGUCAGUAUCGAAGUUUAGAGGUUUUAAUCGGUGCCGGUUAUGGGCCACCAGCUGAUAUUUGGAGUACUGCAUGUAUGGCAUUUGAAUUAGCGACAGGUGAUUAUUUGUUUGAGCCACACAGUGGUGAUACGUACUCACGAGAUGAGGAUCAUUUAGCGCAUAUAAUUGAAUUAUUGGGACCAAUACCACCGAAUGUUUUCAAAAAGGGUGCACAUUGGAGAGAAUUCUUUCAAAAGAAUGGACGUUUACUGCACAUUACCCAAUUGAAACCAUGGUCUCUGGUUGAAGUGUUAACGCAGAAGUAUGAUUGGCCCAUUGAAAGCGCUGGUCAGUUUGCCUCAUUCCUCAUACCAAUGCUUGCGUUCGAUCAAAACGAACGUGCCACUGCGCGUCAAUCGCUUAAACACGAUUGGCUGAAGCCGAAUGGUGGAAAACCGAAAAUUAAACCGAAUAAAGCCAAGAAAACAGUUUACAACAACAGUCAUAAUUUGAAUACAAUGCAUUCGACGUUGAAACAUAGUAAUACUCAGGAUGACGAUUCAUCAGAAGAGUGUAUUCUUGAUAGUGAUUGCAUUGAUGAGGAAGAUGAGGAUAAUAUCAGUGAUGCUGAACGUGAUCAACGCAAAGGCAAAGGAAAUGAGUUUAUUAUUAGCAGUGGUAUUGCUCGUACGGCUCCCGUUUCAUCAUCUCAAAUAAAUGAAUCUCAACGACGGUCAUUGAACGAUCGCGAAGUGUAA